Molecule: messenger RNA, 2349 nt
Organism: Metarhizium brunneum ARSEF 3297
Lineage: Eukaryota; Fungi; Ascomycota; Sordariomycetes; Hypocreales; Clavicipitaceae
Biological process (GO): cytoplasmic microtubule organization; cytoskeleton-dependent intracellular transport
Cellular component (GO): cytoplasm; centrosome
Molecular function (GO): dynein light intermediate chain binding; microtubule binding
Source: RefSeq, a predicted model, not a curated record
AUGGCACCUCCAUCUACGACAAACGCAAUGCCGACAUACGGUCCCCGCGCGCAGGCUGCUCUCCUCAAGUCUGCCAACCACAUUUUUGAUUUAAACCAGGCUGCCGAAUCCCUCGAUGAAUUAACAAACGGUAUUACGCUUGCCCACAUUCUCCAUGAAUUAGAUCCAGAAUUUGAUCCAUCACACCUUGAGUCGAGCCAUGGCACCUCGAAGUACCUGACCAACAAACGAAACCUUCAGGCCGUCUAUAAAGGUCUCUUCAGAUUCAUACGUCAACAAGUCCCUGAGCUUAGCUGCCAAGCAAAAAAGUUCGAUUAUCAUGCUGUGGCAGAGAACCCGGAGCCUCAAGGCAUCAGCCAGCUCCUUGCCGUCAUGGUGUCUGCUGCUGCUAUGGGCCCCGAUAACGGCAAAUAUGUUCCUAGAAUCCAACAUGGUCUCGACCGUGAAAAUCAGGCGGAGAUUAUGCAAAUCAUUCGAGCAAUGCAACAAGAUAUCUCCAAUUACAAGGAUGACGAUGAUCUGGAUGAGGCUAUCGAUGCGGUUAUGGAAGCGAGGGAUAUCGAUCUCCUAGUAGAAGAGCAAAAUGCCGUGCUUCGGCAACAGCUUGACAGCACAAAGAAGAAUCUCUCGGAUUAUAUUACUCGUUUGGAAUAUCUUCAGCAGAGCCAUGAAGAGCUAAAAUAUGAAAAGGAAAAAAACGAUCGUGAACUCGAGGUUUUACGAAAAGCUACGCAAGACGGCGCCAACAGUGCAGAAGCUAUCAAAUUACUUGAGGCUCAGGUCCACGAACAAAUGGAAAUCAUAGCGAGGAAUGAAGAGACUAUCCGUAAUCACGAUCGAGUUAAAUCUCAGCUAGAGGGCGAGGUUCAAAGAUUGAACCAGAAGAGCAUACAGGCAGACGAACUCAGGGAUCAGGUAGCAGAAUGGAAGCACAAAGCGGAGGAAUUUGAAAAGAAAGCAAAUACAGCAGAGAGAUACAAGCAGAAACUUGAAUCUCAGCAACACCUUGCUAAAGAAGUCCAAAAUCUACAGUAUGAAAAGGCCGAGUUGCAGGAACAGCUGCGCUUCCUCGUGGAUGACAGAGAGAAGAAUGAGAGGACCCGGAAAGCCGAGGAUGAACUCACUAAAAUGAUUACACAAUCCGAGCAACACCUGUGGGAUGAGCGCAAUCAAAAGAAUCAGCUGAUUAAAGACGUUGCUGCACUGGAGGAGGAGCUAACGAGACUAAAGGCUCAAAGAACACACGAUGAAAGGUUCAUUCAGGACUUGCAAGAACAGGUGCAACAAGGGCCAGAUGGGGUAGCACAAGACGGCAACAUUACCGCACUCUCCGGGGCUUUUAGUUUGGAGGACGAGUUGAAUAAUGCGACUGACGGGGAUAGACAGACCAAUCUUCCGUUAGAAUUGUCUCGAUUUAAGGCUGAAAAUGAACUUCUAAGACGAACACUUGGAUCGACUGGCGAUGCAGCCCUUCUCAGGCGUGAGCUUGAAGAGCAACGCCGGCAGCGGGAUCGUCUCCAGCAGAAUUUCAAUGACAUUUUCGAAAAGCAUACAUUAUCUCAAGAACAAAUUACAGCUUUAAUAAAUGACUCCAGCAAUGAAGGGUCCGAAGCAUUCAUUAAUUUGCAAACUCAGCUCGUCGGUUCACAGGAAGAGCUUGAUGCAAUCAAAAAACAAGCCGCCGAGCUGCAAUCUAAGGUUUCAGACACGAAUCGAGAGCUGAUUGCAGCCAAAGCAAAGCUUUCGGCCGCAGAAAAAGGCGGGACCGAGGCUAUUGAUGAGCUCAAGAGCACUGACAAACUGAUAUCCGAAUCCCUCAAGGCAGAGCUGGACAGGCUCAGGGAGGAGUACAAUUUUGUCGUCAGUGAACGGGACGCUCAGAAGUCUCAGCUAAUUGAUGCACUUCUUGCCAAGGAAAAGCUCAGAAAAGAGGUCGAAGACACAAAAGAAUUGCAAGAGAGCUCAAUGGCUGGGUCAGCGGAUGCAGACAUGUCUGAGACGAUGAGGAAAUCCAGUGAAAAGAUAGAAAAACUGCGUACACGCCUCAAAGAACGUAAAUUGCAACUUGAACAAUCGGAGCAAGAAAAACUCGACUUGCAAAAUCGUCUCAAAGCAGAGCAAGGCGGUGAGGCUUCGGCUGGCCAAAGGGCUGCUACUGAUGAGCUUAUGAAGAACCUUCAAAGAGAGAACGCUCUCAUUGCGACAGCGUGGUUUAAUCUCACAAGCCGACUGCAGAGCAACCAUGUUGUAGUUCAGCGGCGGCAUGACGCGCCAAGAAGCUGGCUGAACAAGCAGAGGCAGAUGGUCAAUGGUCAGUUGCGCCAACGCGACUUGCUCUACCUCUACUGA